This is a messenger RNA of Hymenoscyphus albidus, 596 nucleotides long. Lineage: Eukaryota; Fungi; Ascomycota; Leotiomycetes; Helotiales; Helotiaceae. The record is from the annotation of a GenBank genome assembly.
AUGCCACACGCGCGCAGCGGUCCUAGGCAUCAUUGCCCAGGACUUACUGGGAAAGUUGAUAACUAUCCGGGGAACUGUAGACACAAUGGGCUCUGGUGUGAGACGCAUGAGAACUACUGUCCCCGGCACGACUGGUCUCACAUGAAGAAGUGGCCAUGUCCAGCUUGUGAGAAGGAAUUACGGUAAGUUCAUCGCUCUUGUGUUGAGAGAUAUAGAAUGCUAAUAGAUUAUAGUAUGAAUGAUAGACGAAAGGAUAAGGACAGGAAGCGCGAUGAUGGGGAUGGGGAUGGGGGUGGAGACAGAAAGAACAAUCCCAAGCCUAUCAAUGCGAGGAACAGGAAGCAAAUUGCCAAAGCUGCGAGACAGGAUAAGCAGGCUGGGAACAAGAAGCCGAAGACGAAGAAUAAGAGUAGGACGAAGGACGGAAGCAUGGAUGGUAGUGGAAAUUCCCAAGUCAAAGUUACCACCAGAGACGACGUUACCGAGUCCGAAUCCGAUUCCUUGAAGUCAUUAUUGAACUCGCUCGUCCAACUGACAUUGCCAAAUUCGCAAAAGUCAACCAGCAGGCCCAGGCGAACUGGGGAAAGUCGGUCUAG